Messenger RNA from Cladocopium goreaui, 8974 nucleotides. The record is from the annotation of a GenBank genome assembly. Lineage: Eukaryota; Dinophyceae; Suessiales; Symbiodiniaceae.
AUGGAGGCAGUUCCCACUGCCGUCGCAGCGAGGAUCGCGUCGGCAGGCGAAGGCUUCGCAAGCCCUGGACUCCGUCAACGCUUUGCGGAGGCUGCAGCACCUGCCAGCCUUUGGUCACAGCGACGGGCCGUGUUCUCGGUGGUGGCCAUGGCAGCGGCGGCGAGAGCGACAGCCGGACGACGUGGCAUGUCCUGCAAGCAGUUACCAUGGAUUGGAGAUCGCCGAAAAACCGGUCACCUUGGGACCUCAGUGGCUCUAUGGUUGGCACCCAGCCGAGCGGGGGCCGAGGAGUGCGAAGGCUCCACCUUUAACGGCACCUGGGAGAUCCCACCAGAACUGGGUGGCACGGCGACCAUUGUGGUGAGAAAUGGCACUGCCACCGUGUCCGGCACCAAGCCGAACAGGCAAAGCUGGCAACUGACCUCCACCGGAAUCCAAGGAGCUCCCUUGAUCUUGCGCCUGGCCGGGGUUCCUCGGCAGUUCUGGGUGGAUUGGAGCCCCAUCGGUGGACCCAAAGAGUUGCGGGGCGUGUGGCAAGGUGGCAUCUUGGACGGUCCGUUGGCCACCGGGCCGCCCGAGAUUCUCUGGGACAACGGCAGUCGCUGGCGCAAGACCAGCUGCAACGUGUGUCCAAUAGCGUCACAGGCCGCGGGAGGGAUCCGAGUCGAUGCUGAGAAUGGCGCUUCGAUGACAGAGCUCUUGAGGAGCUUCAAAGAGGUCGACGAGAGCGCCGCCCAUGAGCUGCACUCCAGAAGCUGCUCCCAGAAAGCCGGGGGCCCCGUUGUGGGCACCGUGAGGAUUUCGGUUCAGCGCAAGGUGUCGGAGCCAGGUCAAAGCCUACGGCCCGAUAGCCCCAAGCGCAAGGGCGCCGCUGUGCCAGCGGUGCCAGCACCGAUGCCGCUGCGGCGCGAGUCGGCGCCUGGAGGAGGCUAUUACUAUGGGUCCAAAUUGGACGAACCUUACUCCCCCGGCGCCUGGAGCCGUGAGCGUGGCGGCUCCACCCGGCGCAGCCGGCCGGAGACCGGCAGCGAUGGAGGUCGUUCCCCGUUGAGCGCGGGCCGUGGCGCCAAACUCGCCCCAGGAGGUCGUGUGGCCGGCCCGGCCUCCGGCCGCUUCGAGCAGCGCGUCGCGGAGCCGGAGAACGCGUCGCCAGGACGACGACGAGGUGUGCCGCUGAAGUGCUCCUUUGAGGACACAGGCACCAAAGCAUCGCUUGGCACCUCCAUGUCUUCCACCGGCAGCCGCGCGCGUAGCACCUCCCGACGUGCGCGUAGCGCAUCAAGGGAUCCCUCCCGGGCGCGGUCGCCGACGUUGCAGGAGGGGGUCACGGCAGAGGAGAGAACGGCCACCGCCAUGCAAGCCUUGGAACAUGGUAUGGAGCCUCCCGGCGCCUCGGAUAAGUGGCGCGUGGCGCAACUCUUCGCUGAGGCGGUGCCCAAAAUCCAUGCCAAGGUGCUGAAGAUCGAACGCCUGGUGACGCCGGACAUGGGUUUCAUUGCAGCCAUGGUUCAACGUGCCCAGGAGAUGUUCUCGGCGUUCCUGAAGCGAACGGAUGGCGGUUUCUUGGUGAAGAUUCGAGUGUGCGAGCUGAAAGGCAUCAAGGACAUUUUAUCUCGGCAUCACUCAAUAGAUCACCAGUUGCAACGCAAAAUCACUGCAACUAUGGAGACGUGGAGUAUGAAACAGACACCUUGGAAGUGUCGAUUUUGCAAAAGAAUCAACAAAGCCACAGCAUCGUACUGUGGCCAAUGCGGAAGACACUGGGCAGAGGCGAUCGAUGGGAACUACCAGCAUGUUCCUCAAAGUCAACGGAGGGUGCAGGAGGAGCAAUCCUAUGCACACUGGGAAGAGGACGACCCACCGUGGAGCGCACGUUCCUGGGGCAGCGGCAGAUGGCCUUCGCAAUCUCCCAGAACCAGGUCGCAGACUCCAGCCCAGGCACCGCAGCACAAGAACCGAAGAAAGAACAAAAAAGGCAAAGGGAAGGGCAAGUCGCAGUCGCAGUUCCAAGCUCCGGCAUUGCCAGAAGCACCAUGGACGUCGAAAUCGACUCAGUCCACGACUGCUGCAGCUCCUUCCACCACGCCCGCCGAACAGCAACUUCGUGCAUUGGUCACUGCGAUGAAGAAGAACGAGUCCAGCCUGCCUGCCGACUUGCAGGCAAUGCUCCAAGAGACUCACAAGGCUCAGUCGCAGGACAUGACGAAGGUUUUGCAUUCAGCUGUCACCAAAUUGGGCAAAGCCAAGAAGACCCUUCAGGAUGCAAGAGCUUCCAGGAUGCAGCUCCACAAUGUGUGGAAGACUUAUCUGGCGGCCAGUGCAGAGAAAUGGCAGGAAUUCUGCAAAGACUUCGAAAAGCAGGACAACGAUCUUGCACAACAAGUGAUGUCAGCGACAGAUGCAGUCAAGACAGCACAGGAAGGUCUCGAAGCAUCCAAAAGGGAAGCGAAAGAAGUGGAAGAUCUCGACAGCGACUCCAAGGACGAUAUGGCCCUCGAGAUCUCAGACGAGGAGUCCCAGGAGGUUCUGGACAGCAAGGGUCAGGCAUUGAAAGAAGGCCUCAACCUCAUGCUUGCCAACCUGGAGUCCCUCAAAGAGAAGGCCGAACUCGCAGCAGAGGAGAAUGCUGCCAAGCGGCCUCGCAAAAGGCCCCCAGAUGGCUCUACAGAAGCAUCUUUGCGUUCUUUUGGCACAGCUCCAUGCGUCAUGAAGUGGCUGCACCCAGUGGCCAAAAAACGACAUUUUGUCUCUGAGUGGCAAGCUUCCAUUGAUGCGCUAGAUGAGGCCUUCACUUUGGGUUUUGCUGAAGUGCCUCGACGUGUUCCCAUGCCAUCUAUGGACACUACCACAAAUUCGAAAAGUCUGAGGACUUGCAGUUUUGCUGACAUUGUUGAAGUUGCGUUUGGCCUGGAGGAUGAGUUUCAAACCUUCUUCACAUCAAUCCCACAUGAAUCAUUACGAAAUUGGAAGGAAAAGCCUUGGAAACUUCGACCAACAGCACGACAGUCCAGAGCACGACGAUCACUACGUGGUCCUGGUCCAGUCCUUGCAGAUCAUGAACCGGAUGGUUUUUCAUCUUCGGGACGUUCGAUCUCGGACAAACCAGUUGCCCCAAUGGCUGCCUGGCGUAGAUUUGAGGAUGAAGUCGAGGCGCCCAGCUUCACUAGGCUUUUUCAUGAUGAAGACCCAAUUCAGAGACACAUCAAUGAUCCCACGUUUUUGCCUUCCUGGUGGAAUCAAUUGAGAUCCAUACAUGAACGACUUGGACAUGUUGAGAGCCUCGAAGAGGGCAAGAUUAUCUACGUUUGUUCAUGGUAUCUCCAUGGCCACACCCGCCAACGCAGCCCAGUCAGUCGCAUUUUGCGCUUGGGUCCAGACUGGAAUGAAUGGCUUGAGCUCAUCAAGGAAGUAUGGCAAGAUCAACUCCUACGUGAGCAACCAGUUGACAUUGGGUUGGUUAUGCCUCAUCCACCUUCGACAGUUUUCCAGGGCCACGUUGCACAUCUGAUCCUUAGCCAAGAAGUUGAUUCGGAGACUGCUUCAGUGGGCAUUGUAUCAGCGUACUUUCGUCACUCCAGCAGGGAUGCGAUCGUACAGCAAGCACAUGUUUUGCCGCUGGUCAUCAAUAGGAUGAUUGCCAUUGAUUUGACCUCUACUUGGACGCAUUCAGAAGCAGUUCAGCAGGAAGGCGACAUUGAUGAAGAAGAGCCUAGCUCUAGCGACAGUGAGCCUGACCUGGCCUGGUGCCAAGCCGCUGUCUUUUCAGUACAUGGCCAACCACAAGAGGGCUCUGUGAACAUUGUCCACGAUGUGAAUGGACAGUCCAUCCUGUCCAUGUUCUACCGCAAGAUCUUGCAGAAAGAGGACUUCGUGCGUUUUUGGCACAACAUCGGAACGAUCUUCCUGCUCAUUCUAGAUUGGCGUUUGUCCUUGUUGAUGUUGAAUUUCAUCCUGCAGGGCCUUGCCGCAUCUAUGCUUCUUCAGAUGGGUAUUGACACGCAAGAUCUAGCUGCAUUUUACUGGAUUUCUGACGUUGACAAUGACCUUGAAUCCAUGCCCACGCACCAUGCCGUGAUAGAGGAUGUUCAGUCUUCUGAAGAGAUGUCACCCCGCUCCAGUGGUGAGGCAAGCAGUCUUCUGCAAAUGACUGUAAGGCUCCAGAAUCGAGGACGAGUCAUUGCACAGCACGAGAGUGAAGAUUUUGCUGCGCUCAGGGAGCGGUACUGUGCUCAGCACGACCCCAACGUCCAAGGGCCUGUGGCUCUACAACCCCAAGCGCAGCUCCCAGAUUUUGAAGCUGCUCUGCUGCCACAUUGGAGAGCCCACGCCAUUGACGGACCAGGGGGAAUGGAGAGAGUUGCCACAGUGGUAUCUUGGUACAAUGACCAUCAUAGAAAUCCACUUUGCGCACAACCAAGAGUUGUACAACUCUUUGAGGACCCGCUUGAAUGGAGAGCUCUCCUCACCAGGGCUUGGAUCGAUCUUAUUGAUCAGGAGAUUGAUGUCCACUUCUUUGUGGUGCACCCAAGACCACUGUAUGGAGCAGUUGAACUUGCGGCGCACGUGAUCCUGGUCCAACGCCCUUUGGCUGAUUUCAAGUCCGUCCACGUUGCUGUUCUUGAUGAUGCGGUUCAGUCUGGAUAUCCCAGACAAUGGGCGUUAAUCAUGCCCAACCAACUUUUGCUCAAUAUGGGCCUGGACAUCAUGGGUUAUGCUGCACUUUGCCAUGUCUCCUCGCCGGCCGCAGUUUGUAGCCUUUGGCAUGGUGACCGAGAACUGGUGAAUGAUGAACCUUUUGCAAUUGCACAUGGUAUGUCACUGUCCCUCUUUGUUCAGCGCCAACCAUUGCAGCUGAUGAGUGGCCUCACAGAGGGCUUGAACCUGCUCCAGACGGGCGUCAUCCGCCGCAAAAUUCAAUUGGAACAGCUUGUGCACUAUGAGGAGCCUGCUUCCUGCAAAGUCAUCAGAGUUGUAGCGGGUGUUCACUACAUGCAAUUGCCGACCUUUAUUGAGCUUCCCUUUGGAUCUGACCCCAAGGAUGUUGAGAGCGAGCUGCGACAUUGGGGCCAUGACUGCUCAUGUGUGCUCUUCACGGACUACGACGUGGCAGUCUGUUAUCCUAGAGCGAUACCCAAGGGGUCUAGGCCUGCAAUUCAUUUGUAUUUACAAAUCGUGACAGAGUCUCAAGUUGACUUCAUUGUGGAUCGGAAGGUUUUAGCAGACACCACUCUGGCGCAUAUGCGAUUUCUCUAUGAGCAUGGACACUGGAGAGCAUGUAUCCACAGCGUCAUAGCUGAUGAAGAAUCUCCUGCAAAACUUUUCCGCUUCUACGACAACGAAGUUGCUGAAGCUCCUGCACAUGGUGAAAGAAGCCCGCUCCCAUGGCCUGACAGACUGCCCAUGCCUGAUGUGUUACGCCCAGCCUUUGACUCUUCCAGGGUCAUCAGCUGCAGCACUGAGUGUCGUGUGGAGCUGGGACUGAAGGCCGAAGACAUUGAGCAGUUUUUCCAAUCAGCACAAGAUAUUCUUUGUACCACAUUGGAGGGCAUUGAGCUUCCACCACACAUUGCUCAAGCACUGGCCCGUUGCCAGCCGCUUGACAGGAUCGAUAGACUUCUUAUUUAUUGCGAUGGAAGCUCUCUCCCAGAGAAGCGACGAUGCCAGCCUGCCCGUGCAGACGAGCAGGGGAAAGGCGACACAUGGGCUUUCUUGGUGCUUGCGGAAGAAUACACCGACUCCGAUCACCCAAAGCUCAAUUUUGUUGGAUGGACAGCUCAACCUGUCCUGUUCCAGGCUCAGAAUCACAACCUGCCAACGACAUUCUGCACAGACUGCAUUGCCGCUGAACGUCAAGGGGCUGGAACCAAUGGAGCUAAAGAUCCCUCGCUGCCUUUUCGAUUGCUUCGUGCCAAUUUUCAAGCUCUUGAGUCGAUCAUCAGCGACCAAUUCCUCUCGAUGUCUCACGUCAAGGGGCAUAGCGGUGACGUUUGGAACGAUCUCGCUGAUCACUUGGCAAAGCAAGAGAGGCUUAAAAGUUUUUAUCUUCCGCGACAGAAAUUGGACAUGGGCAAGUGGCACAAAUCACUGCCGUUUUUCUGGUGGGUGCUGGCAAAGGACUGCAGUCUUCCUCCUUUUCAUGAUGGCUUCUUUGAUGUGAGUCCACCUGCAUUGCCGCCUGCUCAGCCACCAGAGCUUCCUCCGUGUGUUGAGGAUUACAAGGAUGUCCACUUCCAGUUGAGUUUUGGCUCUUGCAAUGUGGCCUCUCUUUACACUGGUGAACACGGAAAUGCGGGCAAGGUUCAGCUCCUCAGAACCCAAAUGACAGAGUUUCAAUUCAACUUCAUGGGAUUGCAGGAAACCCGUUGCCCACAGAUCUGUAGCUUUGUUGACAAUGUUCCCAGACUGGGAGCCGGGGCCUGCAAAGGCCAUUGGGGCGUGGAGCUGUGGCUGAACCUCAAGCAGCCUAUAGCUCAUGUGGACAAGACUCCGCUUUUCCUGACCCAGCAGGAUGUCAUUGUUGUGCAUCAAGAGCCUAGGAUCCUUGUUGUCAAGGUUGACCACGCGAUAUGGAAAGCUUGCCUGGUUGUAGCACACGCGCCACAGAGCGGACAAGCUCUUGAAGAGCGGUGCAAAUGGUGGGAGCAUUUUACGACCACCCUACAUCGCUUCGAUGCAGGGAGCCCGAUCUAUGUCAUGUUGGAUGCCAAUGCGGCCCCUGGACAAGCUGACAACAAAGCAGUUGGACUCCAGGGCUUUGCAGAAACAAAGAAUACGCCACUUUUGCGACAGUUCCUUGCCGAGUUUGAUCUUUGUUUGCCAGCGACUUUUGCUUGUCAUCAAGGUCCUCGUGACACGUGGAUCUCUCCGCAAGGUGAUAGUGCCCACUGCAUUGACUUUGUGUGCGUGCCAAGUUGCCAAGUUCAGUCGUGUUCGUUGUCACGGACAGUUGAGGAGUUUGAGCUCAUGAAUGGUGAUUUCGAUCACAAAUUAGUGGCCCUUCAACUAGACUGGCACGCCACCCACCUAUGGCCGAGACAAGGCAGCACCAAGGUGAAACACCAUGGCAAGACCAAUUUCAACCGACAAAGUAUUUCCAGACAGAAUGUAGCCAAGACCAUUGCCAAAAUCCCAGUGCCAGAAUGGUCGACUGACAUUGACACUCAUUUUCAGCACUACAAUCAAGAUCUUCUAGCCAGUUUGUCUCAAUGCUGUCCUCGACCUACAAGGGGUCCAAAGAAGACGUUUUUUACAUCCGAACUUUGGACAUUGAGGACCAAGAGAGUGACAGCUAAGAAGCAACUCAGUGCUGUGCGUCAACGUCAUCGAUCUGAAUUUCUGCUCUUCAUUUUCAAGGCUUGGACUCGGCUGCGAUACCUCUGCACCCUACACCAAUGUGAACACACGGUUUCAUGGCGCUUGCUGCACUCAGAUUUGGACUGGUGCAAUUUGGUGAAGGAUGACCUCAAGUGGCUAUGGAAGCAGUUGUGGCAGAGUUCAGCGUUGCCGGAUCCUGAGACCAACCUGGAGACGUGGCGAUAUCUAUGGAAAUUUCAUCCGAACUGCUGGAAGGGCCUUGUGCGCAGAGCUUUCUUGCACUCAGCCCUUCAGAGGAAGAAUGACGUCCUGGUCCGGAAGCACCAUGCUGCCUUUAUUGCGGUCAUUGAGAAUGAGCAAGUCAUUGAGAAGAGCAACAAGCCUGAAGCGCAGCCUCUCUUUGGUGCUGCACAAUCCUGCUUUGCUUGUUUGAGUUGUCGCCGUACUUUUCGCAGCAAAGCUGGUGAGGCAGCCCACAUGUUUAGACGCCAUGGUAUGGUUUCUUCCCUGCGGUGGCUCUUUGACACUACAGCUUGCCCAUCUUGUCUGCGCGAGUACCACACCUUCGGACGUCUCAAAGCACAUUUGUAUGCCAAUGAGAAUUGCCGCAGAUGUUUGCAAAACAGACCUGCCCUGAUAGCCCCGGAGGCUGGUGUGGGAUCUACUGAGAACAACCUCAUGGAGCAUCGCUUGAAUGGUCUUCUUCCUCCGCUGCAAGGACAGGGACCUUUCCCUGCCCCAUGCCUGAGGCGGGAAGUGGAGGACUUUGACAUCGAGCUCUACGCAGCGAUCGCUGAGUGCUUGCUUCAACAUGACGUGCCAAGACAUCGAACUGAACUUCAGCAGCAGUUGGCUCGACACACUAUUUCAUGGACUAUGUGCGAGCGCACGGUAGCGGCGUUUGUUGCAAAUGCGAGCUUGCAGGAUGCACAGGCGUUUGGCUAUGAGGAUGUGCAGAGCUUCCAGGUUGUCAUGACCGAAAUGAUGGAUCCAUCGCAAUGGGAGUUCAUGCGACAGCAGUGGCCUGACCCUACCUUGCCCACUAGAGAGCAACUGACGCAGGCGCUGGACGAGGCUGAGCUUUGCGCGAUGGAAGCAAAGCCUCGUGCUUUUGGUGCGCAUCGCUUGGUCUUGCACGCUUUUUCUGGUCGCAGACGUCCGGGUGACUUCCAGGAAUUUCUGGACGGCAUUUUGGAGGCUCAUGAAGGAGUUGUUGUACAUGUGAUUUCCGUUGAUAUCAUCCUCAGCGCUGCUUGGGGCGAUGUCACAGAUCCGACGUGUCAGCGCUUUUGGUACCACGGAGUGCGCUCCAAGUAUGUCAUUGGCUACUUGGCAGGCCCGCCUUGCGAGACUUGGAGUCAAGCGAGAGCUGUGGCGACUGACGAGCGUUCUGAGGAAACACAUUGGCAGGGGCCGAGAGUUCUUCGCACUUUGCAAGAUCUUUGGGGCAAACCGUGCCUGGCCAUUCGUGAGAUGCGUCAGAUCCUCAUAGGUAACCAGCUGCUUCUGUUCUCCUUCCACAUGAUGCUGCUUCUCUAUGUCACUGGAGGCUGCGGCGCGCUUGAGCAUCCAGCGCCCCCAAAGGACGAAGAAAAAGCGUCCAUUUGGAGGGUGUGUGACGAGCUGCCGCAAAACUCUUCCAUUGGAAAGGAUUCGCAAG